Messenger RNA from Punica granatum (pomegranate), 915 nucleotides. NCBI's taxonomy places the organism in Eukaryota, Viridiplantae, Streptophyta, Magnoliopsida, Myrtales, Lythraceae. The record is from RefSeq and is a predicted model, not a curated record.
AAAACAUCUGAUACGGUCACCGACUUCAAGCCCCCCUUUGAAAGGCUAAAGCCGCUGACGAUUGUUCCGCCUUCCCCGCGAGAUUCUGGCUGCCUGAAACCGCCGGCGUUCUCUAAUCGCAGCCAGCGACCUCAGGGUUCAGCUCGUUUCCCGGCCACGAUGAGGGGUUCCGUCAAUCGUCCUCCGACUCCAGAAGCGGAGGACGGCCGGCAGGAUCAGCAUCUCAGCCUGCAAGAAAUUAUCAACAUCAAGUUGGUGGAGAGUGGGGAGAAAGAGCGGUUGAAGGAGCUGUUGAGGGAAAGGCUCAUAGAGUGCGGUUGGAGGGAUGAAAUGAAAGAGCUCUGCAGGUCGUUUGUCAGGAAGAAAGGAAAGAACAAUGUAACUGUGGAGGACCUUAUAAAUGUCAUUACUCCAAAAGGCAGAGCUUCAGUUCCCGAUUCAGUGAAGGCUGAGCUCUUGCAGCACAUUAGAUCUUUUCUUGGAUCAGCCGCUCUGUGAUUAUGAUGGAUCUGUCUGCCAUCGACUUGAAGUCAUUUGAUCUCUGAGAGUUUGGGGAGCUAUUGCUGUAUUCAGUAGUUCUGGGGAUCAUGUCACGAGCUUAAACAUUAAUAAUUGGAAAAAAGCAUGGUUUGGGUUGUACAUUGUAAUAGGAUAGUAUAUUUGCUCUUUUCAGCUUUAGAAAUCGUUUGCCUUGUAAACUGUGGUAUAGGAAAAGGUAUGAAUCAUAUCUUGAACAGUCACUUGACCCUUGAAGAUGUAAUGUAUCAGGUCAUUCGGGGUGAAAAGUCCUUGUACCGGCUUCUGCUCUGUUGCUAUCAUCUCCGAUCAAUAUCGUUUCCUUCUCUCUACCCCUCUCGGAGAGUUCGAACUCUGAACCUAUAAAGGGAAAUACUAUGCUGCUUGCUGUUUGAGUUC